This is a messenger RNA of Penicillium egyptiacum, 1878 nucleotides long. NCBI's taxonomy places the organism in Eukaryota, Fungi, Ascomycota, Eurotiomycetes, Eurotiales, Aspergillaceae. The record is from the annotation of a GenBank genome assembly.
AUGUCUCUUGACUCCUUGCCCUUCGAAGUAACCUGUCUUGUUGCAUCGUAUCUGCCAUGUGAAGAUAUGUUGCCACUCCUACAAUGCAAUCGUAUGCUCCAUGAUACCGUGAUUCAUGCCCUUUACAAGCAAGACACAGACACUAUAGAGCAUGCACUGCGAUGGCUCUUAGAAAGAGGAUUUGAAUUGGGGAUCCAGCACAUAAUAUCGCGCAACAACCUAGACGUGAACAUGGCACUGUACCUGCGGUACACACGGAUCAACACACCUUUACUCCUUGCCGUCGAUUCUGGUCAUACGAAUAUUGUGGAGCUCCUUCUGCGUAACGGAGCCCAAGUCAAUGUCGAAACAGAUAUAUCCGCGUUGGAACAUGCUGCAAGUUUAGGAGACUACAACACGACAAGCUUACUCCUCCAGCAUGGGGCCCAUGUAAACCUCGUGUCAACCCACGGUACUAGCCCUCUGGGAUGUGCUCUGGCAGGUAGCUAUGACUUCGGGGAUCGCAAUCCACACACCUUCAGCACGGAGACAUGUAAUGAUUUGCCACAAUGCAAAGGAGAGAAUGAGCUUGUCGGUGUGAUCGGAUUGCUGCUGGCUCACGGGGCAGAUCCACAUUUCCAAUACGAUGAUACCAUGUCUACUUGCCUACACAGGAUUACUCAGAGGCCAUGGAAAUCGACGGAGAAACUGCUCGGUAUGUUUCUCGAUUAUGGCGCUGAUUUAAACGCACAGAACUCACGAGGAGACACUCCCCUUCACGUUUCUCUCUCAUAUGAUGCAUUCUCAGGAGAUAAAAAGGUCCAAAAGGACUUUGUGGAAUUGCUUUUGAGAUUUGGUGCUGAUUCAAACGCACAAAACCCACAAGGGAAUACUCCCCUUCAUAAUGCCCUCGCCUCUGACCCAUUCUCAAGAGAUACAAAAGCUCAAAAGGAGAUUGUGGGAUUGCUUUUGAGGUACGGUGCUGAUUCAAGCGCACAAAACCCAGAAGGGAACACUCCCCUUCACGAUGUCUUCGCCCAUCCCGUAUACUCAAGAGAUACGAAAGCCCAAAAGGUGAUUGUGGAAUUGCUUUUAAGAUAUGGUGCUGAUUUAAGCGCACAAAACCCACAAGGGAACACUCCCCUUCACAAUGUCCUCGCCUGUGCCUCAUGCUCAAAAGAUACGAAAGCCCAAAAGGAGAUUGUAGAAUUGCUUUUAAGAUAUGGUGCUGAUAUAAACGCACAAAACUCAAAAGGGAACACCCCCCUUCACGCUGCCCUCGCCUGUAACCCAUUCUUGAGAGAUACGGAAGCCCAAAAGGAGUUUGUGGAAUUGCUUUUGAUAUCUGGUGCCGAUGUUAAUCUCAAAAACCAGCGUGGAGACACACCACUAGGUAUCACAUUUGAGAAUGCAGGCGUCUUUGAACUUGUCUUGAAACCAGGGGCUAGUACUCGUUGCCGUGGUAAAAAUGGAGACACGAUUAUUUCGAUGCUUUUGGGAAUGAAGCGGCGGAAGCAAAGGAUAAGCUCAAGGCAGUAUCUGAUCAAUACUGUCUUGAUAAAGCUACUCUUGGAGCACGGAGCUUGCACAGAUCAAAUCAUCGAUGGAAGCUGUCCACUGGCCUUACCCGCGGCAAAGAUGUAUCCAGUGCUGAGAGAUUUGAUAAAAGAGAGGAGAAUGGCUCCAAGGAAAUCUCCAAGGAAAGCUGUAAGGAAAGCUCCACCAAAGAGGUCAUAUCAGGUGGAAAGUAGUGGGCCCGUGAGAAAAGCCAAGAAACACAAGAAACCGACGAAGCCCACGAGAACACUGCCCAGAAGGAAAGCCAAAAAAUAUGAGACUAUCAAGAAGCCCACGAAGUUUAUGAGAAAACUUCGCCCGAGGGUUCCUCGCCAGCCUUGA